This is a messenger RNA of Linum trigynum, 4222 nucleotides long. Lineage: Eukaryota; Viridiplantae; Streptophyta; Magnoliopsida; Malpighiales; Linaceae. The record is from the annotation of a GenBank genome assembly.
GGAAUCUAAUUGCAUAAUUUGCAUUUAAGUGGAUAAAUUUUACAAUGCUAUAUAGUAUUGGUGCUAGGUUUUUGCUUCUAUGAUACAACUUAAAAUUGUACAUUCACGUUAUGGUACAACUUCAGAUUGUACCUAUACUUUUUGUACAAAUUCUUUUAUAGUACAACUUGAACUUGUACCUUUAUGUGAUGGUACAACUUCAAGUUGUAAAGUUGUACCAUAACAUAAUGGUACAAAUUGCCUUAUGGUACAACCUAAACUUAUACAUUUAAUAUUAUGGUACAACUUUAAGUUGUACAUUAAAGCACCAAUGCUAUAUAGCAUUGUAGAAGUGCUCAUUUAAGUGAUCAAAGACUAUAACCUGUAGAAAACAAAUAGUAAACACAAUGUGGGUAACGUGGUUGAAGGAAUUCAACAAAUAAACCCCAAAAGCAAUUAAUUUGGAUGACUCUAUAUAUCAAAGUACAAUGAUGAAUUUGAUCACAAAGCUUUCAAAAUGUUCACAUGAUUUAACAAUGUAUCACAAUUAUACAUCAACCAUCAAGAAAAUCAUUUAUGGAACUAUCAAUUCGUACUGGUGCUUGCCUUGCUUGGGAGUUUGAUGAGGACAUUACAGUACUGCUUGAACUGCUGACUCCUAUCACUUUUCCACUCUUCCAACUCUUCGGGAUUCAUCGCCAUCGAUUUUUACUCUAACUUCGAAUCUGUUACAUUAGGGCAGCUAUAGUUCAACAGUGUAUUGGUUUCAAAUCAGAACCAAAGAGACGAUAUAUGGAAUUACUUGAGAUUAAAGUGACAAAUUACCUGAUAUAAACAUUUAGGCAGGGAAGAAGAACAUCCGUUUUGGGCGUAUGAAAGGCUUCUUCUAAGACACUGGUCUCGAACUCCAAACUUAAGUCACAAUUUAGAUUUACAGGCAGGAAACAUGGUUCCUUCGCCACAAAAUUGCAAAAAAGUAAAGAAGAAACAGGGAUGAGCAUAUUCAGAAAUCAACUGAAGAGGAAGAUUCAGAUAAAAAAUGAACUUAAUUUCUUCAUAAUCCGCCUCCCUUAAUAAUUUUCAAUCAAUCUGUUAAGGGAACAAUUAAUUCAAAAUCCAAAACUAUACCCACAUAUACCCAGACUAACUACCAUGGCAAAGCAAAUCAUAGCUUUCACGUCCGAAUUCUGUAGUAGGGAAUUCCAAACUCCCAUUCUCUUCUUAGUAACGGGGAGUGUAGUUUGAAUGUUGUAAAGCGGCUGGUGACUAACCUGUAAUUUGCAGAGUGUAAUGGUGUGAAUGGGUGAGUUUGAUUGAAACGAAUUGGGGCGGGUAGAGAAGGCGAAUCGGCGGCGCAGUUUCACCUACCAAUAACCCUGCCAUAUGUGGAUGGAAAAAGUAUAUUGCAAGUGGAAAUCGGGGGAGAGGCGACUGGCGGUUACAGACGCAUCUUCGCUACCGCCUGCUUCCAUAAUGUUGUUCAUUUUUCGUCUUUGCCCUCGUUUCUCGUUCAUGGCUUAAUCCGGCAGCGGAGAAGUAAAGGAGCGAGACAUCAAACAUUCGUCGCCGGACAUGUCGGUUUCACAUCGCUUCCCACCGUCUCAUGGAGAGACAAAAUGCCCCAAUCCUGAAUCUGAUUCCCGUUCCAAGUUUGAGUCGGAGAAAAUUGAGGUUGAAUGAUUCUCUGUGACUUGUGAGAAUCUGUUUGGGGGUUGAAGAGAAGAAGAAGAAGGAAAAGCACAGGUGCUAUUCCCUUCCCGCGUAUAAAAGAAGAAGAAAAAAAAUUAAACAUAUCCCUGAAAAUUGUCGAGGGAUUCGGUUUCCAAACCUCUUCAAAAAAAAAAAAACAUGUGGCGGACUGCUAUUGGAUAAAGGGGUCGCUGACGUGGAAGCAUAUGGUGAACGAAAAUUUGAAUUGGAGAGGCUGUUUAGGGGAAAACACCUAUAGUAUUCUUUAGAUUAUGAGUUCGGCUCAAUAUAUUUCCAACCAAUAUAUCAAUUUAUAUUGCUCGAUCAUGACAGCUCUUUUCAUAAAUACAUAAAUGAAAAAAAUCCCCAGUACUAUUCACUACCUUUCUUCUGGUCUGGCCUCAGACGAUUGUUUGUUGAUUGAUUGUGAACAUCUCCCGGCCUCCCGCUAGGGGUGGGCAACGGGAAACGGGUAUUUGGGUAUACCCGUACCCGUCCCGUUUUUAAGGGUUACGGGUACCCAUAUUACCCGUAAUAUUUUAAACGGAUGGGACUUGGGAUUGUACAGUCCUAAUAUGGGUACCCGCAGGUUACCCGCGAAUACCCGUUUGGGUAAUAUGAGUACCCUUUAUACCCAUUCAAAUUACAAAGACAUAUAAUUCAGCCCAUGCGCCCAGGCCCAACCCAAUUCAAAAUCCAUUAAAAUUACAAAAUCCAUUUAAUUCAGCCCGUGAGAUUUGAGACGCUGACGCACCCUUGCUUGCUGCUGCAAAAUUCACCACCUUCCCCACCCUAUUUUGCCAAACUAAGGAUUGAUUUGAGUAGAAACAACAUUAUUAUUAUUAUUACUGAAUCAUGGCACUUUCCAGGAAGCAGAACUUGUUCUCUUUCUGGGUUUUAUUAUUUGGUCCUUUCCCCUUCCUUGAUUCCUUUUCAUCUUCAUCAUCAUCCCUUCUUUGGGUGGUAGGAAUUGGUGUAAGUUGCUACUUGUGCAACCAUUUUGAAAUGAAUGCUUUGGAUGUAAUUGACUAAUUGUCUUUAGGUAAAAUGUCAUUUAAACUUUGGCCCUCAAACGAAAGCCGACUCAUGGGCUUGAAGUUUGCACAGGCUCGUCUCUAACACGCCCCCUCAAACGAAAGCUGACUCAUGUGCUUGAAGUUUUGCACAGGCCCGCCAUACCAUGUGCUUGAAGACAACUGUUAAUAUUGGGGGUCGUGGAGAUUCGAACACACGACCACUUGGUCUAACCAGCUCUGAUACCAUGACAUAAACCAGUUGAUCCCAAUAACUCGAGUUGUUGGGAGAGAUUCAAUCGUGGAUCAUAUACCACAACACUAACACGCCCCCCUCAAACGAAAGCCACUCACAAGGGCUUGAAGUUUGCACAGGUCUGAAGACAAGAAUACCAUGUGCUUAACAAAUGUGGGUCACCGGGAAUCGAACACAAGACCUCUUGAUCACAUAAGGCUCUGAUACUAUGUCAAGAACCAGUUGAUCCCAAUAACUCGAGUUGUUGAAGAAUGUUAUGUUGGUUCUUGUACCACUCUCUAACACGCCCCCUCAAACGAAAGCCGACUCAUGGGUUUGAAAUUUGCACAGGUUCUCUAACAUCUACUAGUCAACAAGUCGGUAAAGUGCAAUAAACCCUACGUAAAGUAAAGAAGAGUCUACAAUACAUACGUGUUGGAAUUUCAGUCGGCGAACAACUUUUCGACUAGUCAACAAGCUAGUUCAGCCGCAAUGCAACUUGGUCGAAAUUUAAUUAAGCACCAACAAGACCAAUUCGAUCUGGUAUCGAUGAAUGGUCGCGACUUCCCACCCUAUAAAUUAAAAUCCGCCGUCUUCCAGCCAUUUCCCACAACUCAAAUCAAUCCACAAUAUCGAUCAUCGUUGAAGCCUCUCGCUAGCUAGCUCUUCAUUUUACCAUCCAUCCCUCCGUUUCGCGCGGUUUGAUAUCAAUCCAACCGAAGGUAGAAUAGAUGACGAAGCUCAGCCGUCGUCAAAGUCUCGUUUCUUCAACGUGUGCGGUACUGAUCUUGGCGGUAGUAAUUCUUUGCUUUAUGUCAGCUUUUGCGGCGGCCCAACGCGGCGGCGGCAGGGGAAGCAGCAGUAGCGGCAGCCCAGGCGUUAGGGGAGGAGCGGUGGUGGGCGGGGCAGUCGGUGGCAGUGGUGCCGGCCGUACUUCGUCGUCCGCAGUUGGGGAUUCGAGUCAUUGUUGUUUUGGUGGUGCCGGCCAACUGCUUGGAGGAUUCGUGGUUUCCUUUCUGCUGUAUGCGAUGCACUAAUUCAGUAAUUCCCCUCUUUUAGUUUCUAUCUACAAUUCAUAAUUCUUGUAAUGAAUUCAUCAUUUGUGUAACGCGUUUAUAGAAACAAAAACAAAAAGAGAAUUAUAGUUUAGGUAUAUACAAGGAUGGAUAUUGUAAGUAUAUAGGUUGUUUGAAAUGGUUGAAAUUGCUAAAGAGAUUGGAGUAAUAGAGGUUGUUUGAAAUGUUUGUCUGAAAUAAUUUGAUAAACCCGUGAUAUUGUUUGUAUUAAAUAAAGUGUAUAUGUUUUG